Durio zibethinus is the source of this 799-nucleotide messenger RNA. The record is from RefSeq and is a predicted model, not a curated record. Lineage: Eukaryota; Viridiplantae; Streptophyta; Magnoliopsida; Malvales; Malvaceae.
UCCCUUCAUCACUCCCAACGCCUCCCCUCCUCUCUAGUCUCUUCUUUCUAACUCUUUUUAACUCAACAACACUACACUAAACAAACAAAAUAAAUCUAUCAACAACUCUGUACCACUGUAAUUUAUGGCAAUGGCUCACCAAAGUUCUGAUCGCUUAACCUCUGUUGGUACGCGCUAUUGAAUUAGAAUCUCCGUAAACGAAGAAAGAAAAAAGAAGCCUUCCUUUUAGGCUGUUCAUUUUCAAUGUUGCUUCUAUCGGUGUUGUGGGUUUAGUUCUAAAAAAGCUUUAGAGGAAACCAUCAGCCAAAGGCAAAGGAGGAGCAGGUAGGACCCGCCUUCCGACUCAAACAACAACCAAAGCGGGAAUGAUGAGAUUGGGCAGUGGAACCAAGAAUAGAAAGUCCCGGUGGGCAGAUGAUUAGCCGAAGCCGGUAAUUCAGCUUCCUCAUUUCAUGAAAGAUUUUACUGGAGGUAUCCAAUUUGACCCUGAAAUUCAAACUUUGGAUAGUAGGUUGUUAGAGAUUAAAAGAAUGUUGCCAUCUGGAUUGCCAUUGGAUGAUAGACUUGAGGGAUCUAGGUCUCCUUCACUCGAACCUUCAAAGAAUAGGAACUUGCAUGUUUUAGUUGAGGCUGAAACACAAGAAUCACUUGAUGUUGCCGCUGCUACGGUGGAAAAACUCUUGCAGUCUGUUGAUGAAGUAUUGCAUGAGCAUAAGAGGGUCCAAAUAUCCAAAGGUACCCUUUGGUCCUGAGUUGACUCGGUUCCUACAGGAUCUCGCAGUCUUGCCUACUUUUGACA